Molecule: messenger RNA, 3237 nt
Organism: Besnoitia besnoiti
Lineage: Eukaryota; Apicomplexa; Conoidasida; Eucoccidiorida; Sarcocystidae
Exons: 2
Coding region: 1-3237 (1078 amino acids)
Source: RefSeq, a predicted model, not a curated record
AUGGCUAGGGCCGCAAAAACUCUGCAGCUCCGCGCAAAUGGCCUCUGUGCGGCGCUGAGGCAGGCAAACCCUGCGCGCGAGGAGAUUCUCACUGGAUACAGAAGGCUUGGCGGCUCCCGCCUCCGCGUGGAGUCACACACGCAGCCGCAGCCUUUGCCAGCAGCCGCCCGCCAGCUCGGCGGCGCCCAUCAGCUGUGCAGACACUGGGAGAGACCAACCUGCGGCGCGUCUGCGCUUUGUUCUUCCGGCGCAUGUUUCGACGUGUCUGCGCGUUCCUUCUCCACGAGGCGCGGAAACCUGCUGGGCCUCGAUGAGUUGGAACGCAGACUCGAGACCGGAGAGGCCGCCCCGGGGUUCUCCCAAGGAGGCUACGACCGAAGAUUUGAAGGCGCAGUCGUCGCAGCCACAGCUGACGUCCUUCUGGUGCGCGGCCUGGGCGCGGCGUCUGUCGGCAGCCUAGUGGCGUUCGACGGAGACGCCUCAGCUGCCUCGUCGUUCCAUCUUGGCGUUGUCCUGCAGCUGCUCGACCAAGAUCUGACUCUCGUAGGGCUUCUCGGCGACUGCAUGCGUGCCCUUCCGGCGCCUGCCGCCGCCCCCUCUGCUCCCGGCUGCGCGGUGAGCAGGGCGCCUCUCGUGGGCGACGUGUGCAGACUAUUCGUCGGCGACAGCUGCGGCGGCGUUUCAGAAAAGGACCGAAAGCAGAUCACGUUGCCGCUCCUUCGGCACGCGCCUCUCUCGCUGCUCUCUACUCUUGCCUCUGGCAACACGCCGUCCCAAGACGCCGCCGAUGCCGCCACCGCUUCUGAUGCUGCGCGGGAGCCUCAGGAGUUUUGGAAUCUCUUCUCGCUGCCCGCGCGGGGGACAGCUCCGUCGCAGCCCCGAGGCUCUGCGGCGACGGCUCUGCUCCCUACAGGCUCCGUGGUGCUCGACGCGCUGUCUCCGCUCCAGCUGGGCGCGUCGGGCGCGGUCGUCGGGCCUGUGGGGACAGGCAAGUCCACAUCCCUCCUGCCGCUCGUGGCCUCGCACCUUGUCUCCUCUUCCUCGCCGCUGGCCAAGGCGAGUCCUGCGGCGAUCACCGCGGCGGCUGCGUCCGUUCGCUCCAGUCUCUCGGCAGCCGCUGCAGGACUUGCCUCACCGUCAGAGACCGAGCGCGCGUUGCGCUUGCCGCCACCUUCUGUCAUUUUCCUCUCUCUGCGGGCGUCUCCGCUGUCGGCGCUGGAACGCUGGCUCGACACCCUGACUUCGGUGGCGAUCCCCUCCGCUACGGCUUCGAUGUCGCUGCUCGGGGCGGCCGCGGCCAAGGCCGUCCGCGCCGCGCCGUGGUGGCGCGCCGGGGAUGAAGAAAGCAAACGGGCGACCGCAGACGAGUUUGCGAAGCUCGGGAGGGAGGCCGCUGUGACGGCGGCCGCUCAGGGCCUCGCGCGAGGCGCGGGUGGGCGCAAGAGCGACGAGCAACCAUGCGUGCCGCCUGGGCUUCUCUUUCUGUACGCCCACCCUGAGAUGCAGCAGAUGCCCUGCUGUAUCUACACUGCGCCGAUGCUCGCACUGAAGGCUGCUCUCGCGAGCCAGGCCGCCGGACAGAACGUCCUGUUAGUCAUUGAUGGACUCGACGCACACGCCGCCGCGACUGAGCAGCUGAAACAAAAUGUGAAAAACCUCCUCGCGUCGCCCUCCGCCCGCGCCGUCCUACCCGCCGCUGGGGCGAGCAGGAAGUCCCAGGCAGUAGGACGGGGUGUAAGUACACCCGGAGGCGUGUCUGUGGCGGACGCCGCAGAGGCCGGUGCCCUACCCGUGUUACCGUUCGCUUCUCUCAGCAGUUACUACGGCCAGCUUGUGAGUCAGACAGGCGCAACUGCCGGCGAGAAAAAUUCUUCGCUGUCGCUUCUCUGCGUCCUCGACACGCCGCCAGGUGUAUGCACACCCGGGAGUGCGGCGGCCGCCGGCGUUGGCGCGGACCUGACGAAGCAAGAGAGGCAGUGGAGCCGCGUGCUCAGUUCGACGAUCCACGGAGACACGUCCCUCGGCGAAGCGACGCUGCGGAAGGCUGUCGAGGUUGCGCAAGAGGCGCUCAUUUCCUCUGUGGAUAAGACCGUCGUAUUCAACCCCGACGCGCAACUCGAAAGACAGAGCAUGCACCAACUCAACAAGGGUCGCCGCAUCUACUCGGGGCGCCAGGCCUGCGCUGAAGCAACGGCGGACGCCAGGCGGAAGUUGGACGAGGAGAGUUCUCUUCGCGCGUCCUCCGGGGCGAAGCGAAAGAGUGGCGGGGGUGUCGGCUCUUUCUACCCGAUGGUCGACGUCGAGUUUCUUCUCUCAAGCUCACCAGCGCUCCUAUCUGCAGAUGCAUGCGCUGCGCUCUCCGCCUCGUGCUUCUCGCCGUCGCUCCAAGAGAACCCACCCCCCCCGGAGGUGCUGUUUGAGGCACUCAAAGACCUCUGCCACAAGCAUGCGAGCUGCGCGAAAUCAGGUAUCCAGGAGACGGGCGCGGCGGAGCGGGAGAUCUCAGGCCUGCCGGGAGUGGACUCCAGCGCGUACGAUCCCUCGCCGCUGCUUUCGGCCGCAGCCAGUGCAUUUGCGUGGCAGCAGAAGGUGCUGCGGAGUCAGACCGAGCGCCAGGAGAUGAUGGCGGCGCUCAAGUUGUUCGUGGACGUUUGGGAGGAAGAAGAGCUCGUCAGUCUGCGGAUCGCGUCAGGUGUAUGUACAGCUCAGCGCGCAGGCCGCUCGUUCAGCGCGGCUGAGCAAGUCGUGCUUCUUCGCGCGGCGGCGACGCUGCUGUUUGCGCCGCCGACUGGGGAGGAGCGGGCGAAGGAGCGCGAGCGGGAAAAGUCGCUGUCCUCUGCGGCGCGCGUGGCAGCGGAGGCAGCGGGCCUCGCGCUGUGCAAGAAGCCUUGGUUCGUUGGGCAGGACACCGGGCUCGUUUCCUUCGAGGACCUGUGCGCCUUCCAGGAAGAUCUCUUCGGGCUCUUUCGCGAGCUGCAUCCGCAGGUAUGGAAGACGCUAUGCAGGUACCUCGCACAGCACGAGGCGCAGCGCCGCGCGCGGAAGGAGCUCGCUGAGCCGCGGGCAGCUGGCGAAGCGGCGGCGCAGGAGCGGAGUGUCAUGGUGAGAGACGCGGCGCUAGACUGCCACCUCAACGAACGAGUCAAAGAGCUGCUGCAACUGAUUGGCGCCAUCGAUAGAGCCCUCCUUGACUUGAGACCUAUGCUCGCCCUCACGCGGCCUGCUUUCGACGCGUGA